GCUCCCCAGCGCUUAUUCAUCAGAGCGAGAGAGAGAUCCUUGUGUGUUGCUGUGUGACUGAGUUGAGCUCCAUGUUGGCGAUGUGCGCAGAGAGGAAACCACCGCACGCACCUCUAAGAAUGACACUUCGGUUUAUCGUUCAACUUCGAGAACUUUGGAUGUUUAGCAGCUAUUUUUACUUUUUUUCAUCAAUGGAAUCAACAAGAGACUAGUAAAAUCGCUGCCUUCACAGCAACAGCAAAACAUGUGUUGGAAUUUAGGCUAAGAAGCAGAUUAAUUUAAAUAAUUAGUUGUUUUUUAUUUUCUUCAAAACAACCAAAGUGAUAGACAUUAAGCAAUAAUUCAGUCGCCUGCUGCAGAUAUUCACUUAACUUUUGUGUUAUUAAUGAUCCUAAAUACCAGCCAGAGCAUAGAUAAUUUUUCCUAUAGGCCUAGUGUUGCCCAUUUAGCUUAGCCUAUAGCCUACUUGGUAGACGCUCCUGGCAUACCUAGAGCUCUUUUUUUAUAAACGUUUUUAUGCGAAAAAAAAAAGUAGGCAAUUCAAGAAAACAACAGUUAAAAUCUACUGUUCAACCUAAAUUGAAGGAAGGAGUCAGGAGAUCAAUGAUUUGCACGCUAGUACGAGUGAUGCGCAACAAAAUGUCCCUCGCGUGAGGCGCAAUGUCUUUACAGCCUCGCGUCUUCCAUUGACAGGACAGCCGGCAGACAAUCAACAAAGAACAUCUGUGCAACUUGUGGAAGAGAUACAAAAAAUGGGGAGAAAUAACCAUCGACAUUAAGCCCCCCUGUGGUUGAUGGUGAUGCCUGAGUCCAACCCAGCAAUGCAGAGGACAAGAACCUGGUGGUGGCAGGGACAACUGGGUGUUUCUCUGCUGUUUCUGGUUUUCCCGCUUCUCAGGACCGAACCGCUCCAAUUCGAGCUGUCGUUCAAUGGACUUUCGGAGCCCCAGAAUGUGACACUGGCUGCUAUACUGCCUUUGCGCAACACUGAAUACCCGUGGGCCUGGCCUCGCGUGGGGCCCGCUCUGAUGAGGGCUCUGGAGCGAGUCAAUGACGACCCCACCCUGCUGCCGGGCCACCGCCUGCGACUCGUCUACGACAGCAGCGAAAACAAGGACGGCGUCUGCUCCGACUCAGUGGCGCCAUUGGUGGCCGUGGACUUUAAGUUCUCCUACGACCCGUGGGCCUUCAUCGGCCCUGGCUGCGACUACGCUUCGUCUCCCGUGGGCCGCUUCACUACCCACUGGGACGUUCCCAUGGUGACGGCCGGGGCAGCGGCCAUCGGCUUCAACAUGUACACGUCCAUCACCAACACGGGCCCCACGCACAAGAAGCUGGGUGAGUUUGGGGUGCGCCUGCACCGGCAUUUUGGCUGGCACAGGCACGCCAUGCUCAUGUUCAGCGACAACAAGGACGACGACCGGCCGUACUACUUUACGGCCGAGGGGCUGUACACGCAGCUGCAGCUGGACAACAUCACCACGGCAGACACGGUCUUCAAUGAGCAGAAUGGACCGGUCCAGUAUGAGAACCUCAUCCGUGUCAUCAGCCAGAGUGCCCGAGUGGUGUACAUGUGCUGCUCAUGGGACACUUUCCGGACGCUGAUGGUACAGUUCUGGAGGGAGGGCCUGCCCCCGGAGGACUAUGCUUUCUUCUUCAUCGACCUGUUCGGCCACAGCCUGAGGAAGCGGCCCGCUAGGCCCUGGUACAGAGGAGACGCAGACGACCACGCCGCUAAGAAGGCCUUCAGGAGUGUGAAGAUCCUGACCUACAAAGAGCCACAGAACCCGGAGUACCUGGAGUUUGUGUCCAACCUGAAGAAGGACGCCAUGAACAUGUUCAACUUCACCGUAGAAGACUCGCUGACAAACCUGAUAGCAGGAGGCUUCUAUGACGGGGUAAUGCUUUACUCUCAGGCCCUGAACGAGACCAUGGCCGAGGGAGGAGGCCGGCCACGAGGGGACACCGUCACCAAGAGGAUGUGGAACCGCACGUACCAGGGUGUUACUGGCUUGGUUCAGAUAGAUGGAGAAGGCGAUCGGGAGAUUGACUUUGCCUUGUGGGACAUGACCGAUCUUGACUCUGGGGUCUUUCAGAUCGUGUCCGUCUACAACAGCACCCUGAAGGAGCUGGUUCCAGUGCCGGGCAUGAAGGUCCAGUGGCCGGGGGGCGCCCCCCCCCAAGACAUCCCCGACUGUGGCUUCAAGAACGACAAGCCCGCCUGCUUAGCACGGACGGUCACAAUGCACCAGAUGGUCGCCAUCAUUUUGUGCUUCAUUUUCAUCAUCAUCGUCACCGUCACCGUCUUCAUCUACAGGAAGCUGAAGUUGGAGAAUGAGUUGGCUGCUCAGCUCUGGCGGGUGCAGUGGGAGGACGUGCAGAUGAGCAACCUGGAGAAAGUGCUGCGCAGGGCCUGCAGCAGACUCACCCUGUCUCUGAGAGGCUCAAACUAUGGCUCCCUCCUAACCAUGGAAGGAAACUUCCAGAUCUAUGCCAAAACUGGCUACUACAAGGGAAACAUUGUGGCCAUUAAGUACGUCACUAACAAGAAGCGCAUCGAGCUCACCAGGAUGGUGCUUUUUGAGCUCAAACAUAUGCGUGAUGUUCAAAACGAGCACCUGACUCGCUUUAUCGGAGCCUGUAUCGAUCCUCCCAACAUCUGUAUUAUCACAGAGUACUGCCCCCGGGGCAGCCUGCAGGAUCUUAUGGAGAGCGAGAGCAUCACCUUGGACUGGAUGUUCAGAUACUCUCUCAUCAACGACAUUGUUAAGGGGAUGGCCUUCCUUCACAACAGCGUCAUCGUCUCCCAUGGUAACCUGAAGUCCUCAAACUGUGUGGUGGACAGUCGCUUUGUUCUGAAGAUCACUGACUACGGGCUGGCCAGCUUCCGCGAAAAGUCCAAUAUGGAGGACACACACGCCUACUAUGCCCGGAAAUUGUGGGCAGCUCCAGAGCUGCUGAGGGCAGAGUGUCCCCCACCGUGUGGCACUCAGAAAGGAGACAUCUACAGCUUCGGCAUCAUCCUGCAAGAGCUGGCCCUGCUCAGAGGGGUCUUCCACAUGGAGGGCGACACCCUCAGCCCCAAAGAGAUCGUAGAACGCGUGGCCCUGGGCCAGUGGCCCUACCUGCGGCCCUCCCUCUGCCCCCAGAGCCACAGUGAAGAGGUGGGCCAGCUCAUGCAGCGCUGCUGGAGCGAGGACAUGAACGAGAGGCCCGAGUUCCACCACAUCAAGCUGCUGCUGCGCAAACACAACAGAGGUUAUGGGUCUAAUAUCCUGGACAACCUGUUGUCUCGUAUGGAGCAGUACGCCAAUAACCUGGAAGAACUGGUGGAGGAAAGAACGCAGGCCUACCAUGAAGAGAAACGCAAGGCUGAGGCACUGCUCUACCAGAUACUUCCACACUCUGUAGCGGAGCAGCUGAAGAGAGGGGAGACGGUGCAGGCUGAGGCCUUUGACUCAGUCACCAUCUACUUCAGUGACAUUGUGGGCUUCACCGCCAUCUCAGCAGAGAGCACACCCAUGCAGGUGGUGACCCUAUUGAAUGACCUCUACACGUGUUUUGAUGCCAUCAUCGACAACUUUGAUGUUUACAAGGUGGAGACGAUAGGCGAUGCGUACAUGGUGGUGUCUGGGCUGCCGGUGAGGAAUGGCAAGCUGCACGGCCGAGAGAUCGCCCGCAUGUCCCUGGCCCUGCUGGAGGCCGUACACUCCUUCAGGAUCCGCCACCGACCUGCCCAGCAACUCCGUCUGCGCAGUGGCAUCCACAGUGGCCCUGUAUGUGCAGGUGUUGUAGGACUGAAGAUGCCUCGGUUCUGCUUGUUUGGAGAUACAGUCAACACAGCCUCUCGCAUGGAGUCCAAUGGGGAGGCCCUGAAGAUACACGUGUCGGAGGCCACGCGCGUGGUGCUGGACGACUUCAACUGUUUCCAACUGGAGCUGAGAGGAGACGUAGAGAUGAAAGGCAAAGGGUGGAUGAAGACCUACUGGCUACUGGGGGAGAGCACCAACAACAUGGCUUAGUAGAGAGAGAGAGAGUUAUGCAUAGACAGUAUUGGUGAGACGCCGUAGAAAGAAAGAGGGAAGGGAAGGGAGGACUGAGGUAAAAGGAACAGACAUGCAUACAGAUACAUAUAGGAAUGGAGUGAAAUAGAAAUAAGCAAAAAACUGUACUCCUGACAACACCCUCCAGAAUGAUAGUCUCAUUGACUCGGUCUCACUGCUCUUAAAGGGCAUACCUUGGUUCCUAUAGGUGGAAAAGCUCUCUCUAGAUUGACUUGCUAUGGUGGAUAAGCUAUCAACUUUGACCUUCCAUGGACAGCUUUAGACUUGUACCUCUCCAAGCAAAGGAACGCUAUCACUGCUACACCGCUGUGCGCCGAUUGGUAAGGCCCCACCUCGCCACCCAGUGUUCCAUAGUUGUAACCGUCGCUUUUGUGAACAAACAUUUUGGACAAUCUUGUUGGACCUGUUGUUUAUCGUGACAAGAGUAGUCCAAUGUGUUAUUUUGUGGUUAUUUCACUUUGUGACUGACUUGGUGUUCUCCAACAUGCCUUAGUGUUAUGUGAAGCCUUCACGGGCGUUAUUCUAUUUGUUUCACAGUGGUGUUUGUUCUAUAUCACAAUAUCAGUUUGUUCUAUAUCUAUAUCAAUUGAACAUUAAUCAAGUGAAGACUAGAAGGGUAUACUACGAAUGUAGCUAGAUUUACUCAGGCUUUUCUGAAAUUACCUAACUUCAUGAGCUGCGCGUUCAUGUCACACAUGGCUAGUCGAACGACAAACUCUUCAUUGAGACAAUGUUGAAACAUCAAUCCGUGGGCGAGUUAGUGCCACAUUUACAUUUUUGCCGAAAUCAAUUUACCUGCAAAUUCAGCAGGCUAUGGGGUGAAAUGGGCAACUACAAGCGCUGUCUUUCUUACGCGUAUAAUUUCUUUGGUGUGCUUCCCACUCCUAUCGAUAAAAUAAUUGUAUUAAGUCAUACGAAAGUUUUACUGCACGUGAAGUUUCAAAUGCAUCCUGUCAUUACUAAACAUGUUCUAUGUAUUUGAAUAUUACUAUUUUUAACACAAGAAUUUGAUUGGUCCUCAACUCACGGCUCAAACACUUCAUUCAAUAUAAAUGGAGUAAGCCCUGAGUUAGCCUGCCCGGGAUCAGGUUACUUCUGAAGGAUUCGUUGCUAUAGAAAUGUACCUGGCUAGAGCCACAUUUGUGUCACCGGUUAUCCCGAGUUGAUCUCAGAGUUGACCAAAGUUACCUCGCUAACCUGAUUCGUAGUAUACGGCUCAGUUAUCCAUAAUAAUACCAGUCCACAAAGUGUGCCCCACAGCCUGCUAGGCUAUGUACUUUAGGAGGAAGUAGUGGAGGUAAUCACCACCAUGCCAAUGUAGGCUAUCUAAUUGACAUUGGUGAAAUAUCUCAAAUGGACACUUACGGCUGUUAAAUUGUGAAAAGGUUCAUUAGGCUUAUAAAUAAGUCCAUAUGCAUUCAACAGGACUGUUCAAAAUCUUUUUGGUCAUAAAAAACAAUUAAUUACUUUAAUCUGCUCAAGAUAAACUGCGAUGACAAUGAAGAAUGGAGAAUUCGAUUUGGCCAUAAAUGACAACUUCUGGGUGAAUUACAUAUUGUUGCAACCUGGUCUUAGAGCAUUUUGUAUUAUUCUGUACGUAAAUCCGAGACACUCCAUUUAGUUUGAUAUGUUACGUUUGGUAUGGUUACAUAAGACAGAUGGUUACUUAUAACCAGCUAGCCCUCAAACAUGAAGUUAUUAUAUUACAAACUCAUUUUGAGAUUCAUAUUUUGUAAUUGUCCUUUUUCCUUUACUUACAAGAUGAUGUCAUAAUAACAUAUAUUUAACACUCAAGGGUACAAAAGAAUGAGGGAGUCUAGCUCGUCACUUCUCUUACUGUUACUGAUGAGAAAAGUCAGAUUUUUUUCAGAUUGGAAGUCCUUCUAAAUGGCAUACAUAGUAUAGUGAAAAAUAUAUACACUGAACAAAAAAAUAAACACAACAUGUAUAGUGUUGGUUUCAUGAGCUAAAAUAAAAGA
Messenger RNA from Coregonus clupeaformis (lake whitefish), 6043 nucleotides. Its product is annotated as atrial natriuretic peptide receptor 1-like. The transcript has 22 exons. The record is from RefSeq and is a predicted model, not a curated record. The coding region runs from base 795 to 4022 and encodes 1075 amino acids. Gene Ontology annotation, cellular component: membrane. Gene Ontology annotation, biological process: intracellular signal transduction; protein phosphorylation; receptor guanylyl cyclase signaling pathway. NCBI's taxonomy places the organism in Eukaryota, Metazoa, Chordata, Actinopteri, Salmoniformes, Salmonidae. Gene Ontology annotation, molecular function: peptide receptor activity; protein kinase activity; ATP binding.